Molecule: messenger RNA, 11813 nt
Organism: Symphalangus syndactylus (siamang)
Lineage: Eukaryota; Metazoa; Chordata; Mammalia; Primates; Hylobatidae
Gene: THEM4
Product: thioesterase superfamily member 4
Source: RefSeq, a predicted model, not a curated record
UUGUAUUUUUAGUAAAGACAGGGGUUUCACCAUGUUGGUCAGGCUGGUCUCGAACUCCUGACCUUGUGAUCUGCCUGCCACAGCCUCCUAAAGUGUUGGGAUUACAGGCAUGAGCCACUGCUCCUGGCUUUUUUUUUUUUUUUUUUGAGAUGUAGUUUCAUUCUUGUUGCCCAGGCUGGAGUACAAUGGCGCGAUCUCGGCUCACUGCAAUCUCCACCUCAGCCUCUCAAGUAGCUGGGAUUACAGGCAUGCACCACCACACCUGGCUAACUUCUUUUUUUUUUUUUUUUUUUUUUUUUUUUGAGAUGGAGUCUCGCUCUGUUGCCCAGGCUGGAGUGCAGUGGUGCGAUCUUGGCUCACUGCAAGCUCCGCCUCCCACGUUCACGCCAUUCUCCUGCCUCAGACUCCCGCGUAGCUGGGACUACAGGCGCCUGCCACCACGCCCGGCUAAUUUUUUGUAUUUUUAGUAGAGACAGGGUUUCACCGUGUUAGCCAGGAUGGUCUCGAUCUUCUGACCUCAUGAUCCGCCCGCUGCAGCCUCCCAAAGUGCUGGGAUUAUAGGAGUGAGCCACUGUGCCCGGCCUUAAUUUUUGUAUUUUUAGCAGAGACGGGGUUUCACCAUGUUGGCCCGGCUGGUCUCAAACUCCUGACCUCAAGUGAUCCACCCACCUCAGCCUCCCAAAGUGCUGGGAUUACAGGUAUGAGCCACUGUGCCCAUCCUAUGUCAACUACACCUCAAUAAAGCUGUCUACAAAAUUAAAGAAUGGUGAGAAGACUAUUAAGUUUCAUAUCAUUGGCUUAUUCAAAGCCUAGUUCUAUCAAGAUUGAACAUUUGUUCCUUGCCUAAACCAUACAAGCUUCAAACUCCUCCACUUCCAUAGACUAUCAAUCCUAUUUCUAGACUGUAACCUGCCCUUCCUCUUCCAAAUCUGACCAGACAUUUUAUAUGUGCUGUCAACACGAAUAUCCCAGAGUAAGCCAUGCAAGAAUGUGGAUGACUUAGCUAAAUGUGCUGCCGCUACUUGAAAAAUUUAGAGUUAAAAUUUAAUGAAGUUUAAACUCAGUGUAACUGACCUAUAAUUGCCCUAAGUCUAAGGUCUUUUAAGAAGCUGACAGGUGCCGAGUGCAGUGGCUCAUGCUGGUAAUCCCAGCACUUUGGGAGGCAGGCAGAUCACUUGAGGUCAGGAGUUCGAGACCAGCCUGGCCAACAUGGUGACACCCCGUCUCUACCAAAAAUAUAAAAAUUAGCCAGAUGCGGUGGCACGUGCCUGUAAUCCCACCUACUCGGCAUGCACAACAUGGGAAGACAACAGACACCAAAGAUACUUUGGAUUCUUGCUGCUAAGUAAGUAUUCAAGCACUACGUGCACGUUGUUACAAUUAAUAAGGCAAUCUGACCCCAUCCCUGCCACCAGGAAACUGCAAUACUAUUAAUAUAUUAAAAAGGAAGACAACUGAGAUAAAGGGAAUGUGGGAGGUGGGGGGGGGGGUGCUUAGGAGAUAUCAGAAUACAACCUCUUAGAAUUACAGAAUCUCAACAACCAUCCUUUAUGCCUGAUCUUCGGUUCAGUAGCUCUAGGAUUCCAAGGGACCCCUCCUAACUGCAUUGCCUUCUCUCUCCAAUUCCCUUUGUCUCAGAAUGUUACACCUUCCCCCAGUUAAUAGUGUGGGCUUAAAAUGUAUCUAGGUGUUCUUACCUACUGACAAACUGCUGGAGUUGUUCAUGGGAAAGGAAUCAAGGCAAAAUAUCUAAUGCAUUCAGGUCGUCGGAGUUUUCUUUUUAAUUUAUUGCUUUUUUGAGAUUGGGCAUCAGUAUGUUGCCCAGGCUGAAGUGCAAUAGCAAUAUCUCUGCGAGACUCUGUCUCAAAAAAAACCAUUAGAGUCUUCACCUUAGGAUGGACUAGGGCUAUGGCAUACUGGUAAGCAUUUAAAAAUAAAGGGGUAAGAUGGCCUGGAUUUGCAGUAUCUGAGUAAAGGGAAUACUCCAACCCAGUCCGAUUUCAAGGUCCCAGUGAGGUUACUGAAUUCGAAGCUCAGAAGGUAUGCGCCUAGUAUUCCCACCAUACGAAUACAAGAGAGGUAAGUAACCUCAAAAGCAUUGAUAACAGUAAAAUAGUUACAAUACCUCUAUUACCUCUUUAGUAUCCAUUACCUUCGUUUGUAAUAUAAUUUAACUGUCAGUUUACAUAACAAAAGAGUCUUUAAAGGCGCAAGCGCGCUCCUGGGGAGAGUAUGGGGCUGUUGGCAGGGAAAGCAGCUUUUCGAUCGUAUAAAUGCUCUUUGUGCCCAGACUGCCCUCUAUAAAUCAGCACUAUCAACCCUGUUCAGAGACUUGUCCACGACCUCCAAGAAAACACUUUAUUCAUACUACUCCUAGCGUGCGCUCCUACCCGCCCCAGGGACUUCAGUCUUCCGGGGGAGGGAUAACUACUUGGGGACACGGAGCACUGCCUUCGUCCCGGGUCACGCGGGAAGGAUGACCGCAAAGCCUCCAGUCGGCGCCGGGUUCCGGGGCUGAGGGGCUGAUGGGCCCAAGACGAUAACCGGGAUCCGCUCCGGCCGCGCUCCUCCUGCCUUUGAGAAGCCCCGGAAGUGGCCCGGCGCUUGGCCGCAGCGGGAAGUCUUCGGAAAGAAAAGGCCGGAACCAGAAGAUAGACUCACAGCAAUGCCUUACCCGGCCCCCGUCCGCCUCACACCCGGGCCAGCCAGCAUCCAGUAGUGCGCACCGCCUCCUCGCCAAGCUCCGCCCUGCGUCCUCCCCAGGGGUUAACUCGCAAUGCGCGGUCUUGUGGCGGAGGUAGUGUGGACCGUCCAGGGCUAGAGUAAGCGGAGCCCCGCGGCCCGGAGCCAUGCUGAGGAGCUGCGCGGCGUGCCUCCGCACGCCGGGGGCCCUGCGCCGGCCGCCGGUAGGCCGGCGCCUGCCCGGUAGCGAGCCGCGACCCGCGCUGAGGUCAUUUUCUUCUGAGGAAGUCAUUCUUAAGGACUGUUCUGUCCCCAACCCCGGCUGGAACAAGGACCUAAGACUGCUCUUUGACCAGUUUAUGAAGAAAUGUGAAGAUGGCUCCUGGAAACGUUUGCCUUCAUAUAAACGUACACCUACUGAAAGGAUUCAAGACUUCAAAACCCGUUUUCUUGACCCAAAGCUUAUGAAAGAAGAACAAAUGUCACAGGCCCAGCUCUUCACCAGAAGCUUUGAUGAUGGCCUGGGCUUUGAAUACGUGAUGUUCUACAAUGAUGUUGAGAAAAGGAUGGUUUGCUUAUUUCAAGGAGGCCCUUACCUGGAAGGACCACCUGGAUUCGUUCAUGGAGGUGCCAUUGCAACCAUGAUUGAUGCCACUGUUGGUAUGUGUGCAAUGAUGGCUGGGGGAAUCGUCAUGACUGCCAAUCUCAACAUCAAUUAUAAAAGACCUAUCCCUCUUUGUUCUGUUGUUAUGAUAAAUAGCCAACUUGAUAAAGUUGAAGGAAGGAAAUUUUUUGUUUCCUGUAAUGUUCAGAGUGUUGAUGAGAAGACCCUAUACUCAGAGGCGACAAGCUUAUUUAUAAAGCUGAAUCCUGCUAAAAGUCUGACAUAAAGAGCUGCUGGUGAGCUCCAUCUCAUUCUCUCCCCUCCAGAAGAAGCAGUUGUCCCCCAAAUACUCUGCUCCCUCACUGCUGAAUCCCUGUAGGAGAAGCCUGCCAACAGUGACCUUCCGAAACAGCCUUCUGAAUACAAGGAGGAUUCAGUUUCCAUCUUCUCAACUUUUUAACACAGAAACACUUCCUGCGAGCAUAUUGACAACUCUCAGGCCAGGCGCUGUGGCUCACACCUGUAAUCCCAGCACUUUAGGAGGCCGAGGCAGGCGGAUUGCCUGAGGUCAGGAGUUCAAGAUCAGUCUGGGCAACAUGAUGAAACCCCGUCUCUACUAAAAUACAAAAAAUUAGCCAGGCAUGGUGGCGUGCACCUGUAGUCCCAGCUACUCAGGAGGCUGAGGCAGGAGAAUUGCUUGAACCCAGGAGGUGGAAGUUGCAGUGAGCCAGGAUCAUGCCACAUCACUCCAGCCUGGGCAACAGAACAAGAACCCAUCUCAAAACAAACAAACAACAAAAAAAAACUCUGUCUCCUUAGGUAACUGCUCCACUGCGGACUAGAGAAAUAAACAUGUAUUGAAACUUUUACUGCAAACUUGAAAAUGCUAGAAAACCAGGCAUGAAGAAUAAAUACAUGGCGAGGAACACACAGGCAUGUUCAUAAGCAUAUACAUUGUAAGUAAGUUAGAAAGCUAGCUUUGUUGUAUCUGAACACAUGAAUCUUUUUUGGUCAGUGUAGGAAGCACAGCCAGAUCCUAUAGGAAUGAAUACCUCAAAUCUGUUGUCUGAGAUUCUAGAGAGUAAACCACUGUGCCAUUUUUAACCCAGGCUGUACUGUUGUUUCUUACCAACAGCAUAGGUUUUCAUCACUGGAAGGAGCCUGUGUUCAUUUCCUAGGGCUGCUGUAGCAAAGUAGUACAAACUGGGUUGUUUAAACCAACAAAAACUCAUUGUCUGUCAGUUCUGGAGGCCAGAAGUUCAAAAUCAAGGUGUUGACCAAGGCCAUUCUCCUGAAGGUGCUAGGGAAGGAGCUGUCCGUGCCUCCCUCCUGGCUUCUGGGAGCCUCAGGUGUUCCUUGGCUUCUAGAUGCAUCAUUCCAGUCCUCCAUCUUCACAUGGCAUUCCCUCUGUGUGUCUCCACAGUGUCUUCCCUUUGUGCAGAUCUAUCUAUGUGUCCAAAUCUCCCCUUUUUAUAAGGAAACCAGUCAUAAUGGGCCCACCUGAAUGACCUCAUUUUAACUUGAUUACCUCUCUGUAAAAAAUGUAUUUCCAAGUAAAGUGAUGUUAUGAGGUAUUGGAGAUUAGGACCACAACACACCUUUUUUGGGAGGACACAAUUCAACCUGUAAAAGAGCCUCGACAAGACUAAAAAAUGAAUGGAGAGACUUGAAGGGGGCCAGCCCCUCCACACCUGUGGGUAUUUCUCAUCAGGUGGGAUGAGAGACUGAGAAAAGAAAUAAGGCACAGAGACAAAGUAUAAAGAAAGAACCCUGGGCCCAGGGGACCGGCGCUCAGCAUACGGAGGACCCGCACCGGCCCCAGUCUCAGCUCCCUCAGUAUUUAUUGAUUACUAUUUUCACUAUCUCGGCAAGGGGAAUGCAGCAGGAGAACAGAGUGAUAGUGGGGAGAAGGUCAGCAGGAAAAUACGUGAGCAAAGGAAUCCGUGUUACAAAUAAGUUCAAGGGAAGGUACUGUGCCCAGAUGUGUACGUAGGCCAGAUUUAUGCUUCUCUCCAGCCAAACAUCUCAGUGUAGCAAAGAGUAACAGCAGCAUUGCCACCAGCGUAUCUCGCCUGCAGCCACAGGGUGGUUUUCUCCUAUCUCAGAAUGGAAUGAACAUAGGAUCGGGUUUUACACCGAGACAUUCCGUUCCCAGGGGCAUGCAGGAGACAGAGGCCUUCCUCUUAUCAACCACAAGAGGCCUUCCUCUUUUACUAAUCCCCCUCAUCACAGACCCUUUACGGGUGUCGGGCUGGGGGACGGUCAGGUCUUUCCCUUCCCUCGAGGCCAUAUAUCAGGCUGUCUCAGUGGGGGGAACCUUGGACAAUACCCAGGCUUUCUUGGGCAGAGGUCCCUGCGGCUUUCCGCAGUGCAUUGUGCCCCUGGUUAAUUGAGAAUGGCGAUGAUUUUUACCAAGCAUACUGCCUGUAAACAUACUGUCAACGAGGCACAUCUGCACAGUCCUAGAUCCCUUAAACCUUGAUUUCAUACAGCACAUGUUUCUGUAAGCACAAGGUUGGGGCUAAAGUUACAGAUUAACAGCGUCUCAAGACAAAGCAAUUUUCUUAGUGCAGAUCAAAAUGGAGUUUCUUAUGUCUUCCUUUUCUACAUAGACACAGUAACAGUCUGAUCUCUCUUUUCCCUACAGAGACUAAUGUUCUGGAAAAUAUAUUCUGCUUCCUAAUGCAGGCAAUAGAUUAUUUGGGCUUCCAUUUCUUUCCUUUCUUUCCCCUUAUUAAAAAUUUAAGCUGAACCGUAUGAAAUCACUAUUUUGAAGAUCAGAAUGGUCAAAUAUUUUUUUUUUCUUUUUUUUGAGACGGAGUCUCGCUCUGUCGCCCAGGCUGGAGUGCAGUGGUACAGUCUCGGCUCACUGCAAGCUCCGCCUCCCGGGUUCACGCCAUUCUCCCACCUCAGCCUCUCCGAGUAGCUGGGACUACAGGCACCCGCCACCAUGCCCGGCUAAUUUUUUUUUUUUUUUUUUGUAUUUUUAGUAGAGACGGGGUUUCGCCGUGGUCUCGACCUCCUGACCUCGUGAUCUGCCAGCCUCGGCCUCCCAAAGUGCUGAGAUUACAAGCGUGAGCCACCGUGCCCGGCUGGAAUGGUCAAAUAUUGACAAUUUCCUAUGGUUCAACCUAAUAACUUAGGGACAGCCUUGUGGUACCAUACCCAGUCAUCCUUCCACAGCCAAAAGAUCAGCUGGAGCCCUCCAUUGCCAGAGCUGACUAACCUGGGAUGGCCAAGCCAGAAGAAGACCCAGGUCCUGGAAGCUCUGUCUCUAGUGCCCAACACCAGUUCUCAAGCUGCAAGAAGGGCCCAGCAGACAUGGGGGCACUGCAGAGGUGAAGCUGGCAAUUCCUUCUCCCGGAAACUCUGAGAGUGCCUGGGAAAGUGCCCCAGAAGAUGGCUGGGCUCACAGCUCUACAAGUUACAGGUCUGGCAACGGCCACCCUCUAUUCCCAGUCUUCCAACAAAUCCUGAAACUUAACAGAGUGGACUCUUACGAUAAUUAUAUUUCACAUGUUAAAAAAUAUGAUUCCGAAGGAAUAAGCCAGCACUGCUCAUUUAGCUAGUUUCACUUAACUAGUUGGGAGGAAGUUUAGACAGUGAAGGUACUGUACUCUCAUCGUUAGAUUUCUCUGGCAGGCUUGCAGAACUGCUAUGGCACACCAGACCUCCAGCCAAGUGAAAGAACCUAACUGAAAGAGUGCCAAAUGACCAGGUUUUCUUCAUGUUAAGUAUGCCUGCCUCCCUUCGUAUCCACUUUUUUCCCUUUACAGUUUCAUUUCUUACACUGGUUUGCUCACAUCCAGGUUAGAUGCUGCACAAGAUCAACUAAGGAAAAAGCUCAGUCACUGUUAACAUAGGGUUCCCCAUAGCCAGUGAGGGAAAAAUGGCUUCCCUGCUUUGCAGCAGACUAUUCCUAGCCUUCACCAUGCCCUGGCACUCGCUUUCCACAGGUUGUAUUUUGACAAGUAUGUAAGAUAGCAAAAGGUGCCAGAAGAGGCAGAAAGAAGGAGGGAGAUGCCAUCGGAAUUGCCAGCUCCACUCCAUCACUGGCUUGCUGUGUGACCUAAUGGAACUAUUGCUCAUUUCCUGUUUCCUUCUUUUUCCUUUCUUUUUUUUUUUCAAGACAGGGUCUGGCUCUGUCGCCUGGGCUGGAAUGCAGAGACACGAUCUCAGCUCAAUGCAACCUCCACCUCCCAGGUUCAAGCGAUUCUCCUGCCUCAGCUGCCCAAGUAGCUGGGACUACAGGCAUGCGCCACCAAACCCAGCUAAUUUUUGUGUUGUUUGCAGAGACGGGGUUUUGCCAUGUUGCCCAGUCUGGUCUCAAACUCCUGGGCUCAAGUGAUCUUCCCACCUCAGCCUGCCAAAGUACUGGGACUACAGGCAUGAGCCACCUUGCUCAACCUGUUUCCUUCUUUAUACCAAGUGCUAACAUUUUGAAUGAAUAUUAGGAAUUGAUGCUGGUUAGUGCUAAAAUAUCUUUAAACUAUUGGUGUAAACAUAAUUAGGACUUGAGUUUUUGCUCUUACUCCCAGGUUUCUAAAUGUCUAAGGAACAGUAAAAUGAGAGUCAUGUGCAGAAAUAUAUUGUUGGAAGAAUUUUUUAAAAAAGCAAAAUGAGAUUAAGUUUUUCUCUAAUGGGAAGAUGGAAUGAAAUAUAUAAGUUAAGAAAAACCUUUUCUUCUGUAUUAAGGAAGCUCAUAUCCUACACGUUCCUAUGUUCCCUACCCCAUUACCUUCUCGGGACCCUUAACCUCUUCUGGGGACUUACUAAGCCAAAUUAUUGUCUUACCUAAUGGAUGACCAUCAUGGAACCCUAGUCAAACAUAUUUUUCAGGACCAAGUAUACAACAUCCUCCGUGAUGGAGACAAUGAGGCAAUCUUUCAAAUUUAAGUCACUAAAAAUAAGUCGUGAAUUUGAUGUCUCAGAAAAGUUUGAAAUUUCACUUGAUAGUAUUCUUGGUCUGGCACUACUCUGACCAGUUUAGAAUUACAGAAUUGGUUUAUUCCUUCUCUUAAAUUAUAGAUUUAAAAUUAAGUGGGCUGCAGACAAAGAUACCAUAAGAGGAAAAAAAAGUCAAAACUACAGAUCAAUAUCCCUUACGAGUAUAGAUGCAAAAAUACUCAACAAGAUAACAGGCAAAUCCAAUAGCACAUUAAAAAGAUUAUAUGCUAUGACCAAGUGAGAUUUAUCCCAGAAAUGCAGAGGUGGUUCAACAUAAGAAAAUAAAUUAAUGUAAUAUACCACAUUAAUACUUCAAGAGAGUAAAACCACAUGAUCAUCUCAAUUGGUGCAAGGAAUGGCAUUUGACAAAAUCCAACACCCUUUCAUGACAAAAAGCACUGAGAAAACUAGGAAUAGAAAAAGACUACCUGAACAUAAUCUAGAAAAAUGCACAGCUGGUAUCACACUCAGUGAUAAAAGACAGAAAGCUUUCCCCUAACAUUAGGAACAAGGUAAGGAUUUCCACCUUCACUACUGCUAUUCAAUAUAGUACUGGAAGUCUUACCCAGAGGAGUUAAGCAAGAAAAACAAAAACAGCUUGCAAAUUAGAAAGGAAGAUGUAAAAUUAUCUCUAUUUGCAGAUGACAUGUCUACAUAUAGAAAAUCCCAAAGAAUUCACCAAAAAAAACAAAACUAGCACUAAUAAAUAAAUUCAGCAAAAUUGCAGGGUACAAAACUUCAUUGGCUGGGUGCGGUGGCUCAAGCCUGUAAUCCCAGCACUUUGGGAGGCCGAGGCGGGCGGAUCACAAGGUCAGGAGAUUGAGACCAUCCUGGCUGACAUGGUGAAACCCCAUCUCUACUAAAAAUACAAAGAAUUAGCCAGGCGUGGUGGCGGGCUCCUGUAGUCCCGGCCACCUCAGGAGGCUGAGGCAGGAGAAUGGCAUGAACCCAGGAGGCGGAGCUUGCAGUGAGCCGAGACUGCGCCACUGCACUCCAGCCUGGGCGACAGAGCAAGACUCCAUCUCAAAAAAAAAAAAAAAAACUUCAUCUUUUGUGCAUUAAAGAAUAUUGUCAGUAAAGUGAAAAAAAUCCCUACAGAAUGGGAAAAAAUUUGCAAAUUAUAUAUCCAAAAAGGUGUUAGCAUUCAGAAUAUAUAAGGAAUUCUUACAACUCAACAACAAAGAACCCGGUUUAAAAAUGGGCAAAGAACUUGAAUGGACAUUUCUCCAAAGAUAUGGAAAUGGAAAUGGCUAACAAGUAUAUGAAAAGAGCCUCAACAUCACUAAUCAUUAGAAAAAUGCAAAUCAAAACCACAAUGACCACACCUACUAAAAUGCCUAUGAUUUUUUUAUUUUAUUAUUAUUUUUUUUUUUUGAGAUGGAGUUUCACUCUUGUUGCCUAGGUUGGAAUGCAAUGGCGGGACCUGGGCUCACUGCAACCUCCGCCUCCCAGGUUCAAGUGAUUCUCCUGCCUCAGCCUCCCGAGUAACUGAGAUUACAGGCACCCACCACCACACCUGGCUAAUUUUUUUGUGUAUUUUUAGUAGAGAUGGGGUUUCACCAUGUUGGCCAGGCUGGUCUAUAAUUUUUCAUUUUUAAAAACAGUGUCAAGGAGGAUGUAAAAAAAAAUAGAAACUUCAUACAUUGCUGGGUGAAUAUAAAAUAGUGCAGCUGCUACGGAAAAUUUGGCAGUUCCCCAAAAAGACAUACAAUUACCAUAUGACCCGGCAAUUCCACUGCUAGGUAUAAAUACAAGAGAAAUGAAAACAUACAUCCACACAGAAGCUUGUACACUAGUGUUUAUAAUAGCAUUAUUUGUAAUAGCCAAAAUGUGGAAACAACCCAAAUGGCCAUUAAUGAAUGAAUGGAUAAACAAAUUGUGGUACACACACACACACACACACAUAAUAGAUUAUUAUUCAGCCAUACAAAGGAAUGAAAUACUGAAACAUGCUGCAGCUUGGAUAAACCUCAAAAGCAUCACAUGAAGUGAAAGAAAACAAUACUAUAUUUAGAAUAGGCAACUCCAUAGAUACAGAAAUGGGUUAGUGAUUGAUAUGGUUUGGCUGUGUCCCCACCCAAAAUCUCGUCUUGAAUUGUAAUCCAAAUUGUAAUCCCCAUGUGUUGGGGGCAGGACCUUGUGGGAGGUGAUUAGAUCACGGGGACGGUUCCCCCAUGCUGUUCUCGUGGUAGUGAGUGCAUUCUCAUGAGAUCUGAUGGUUUUAUAAAGGGCUUUUCCCCGCUUCGCUCAGCACUUCUCUCUCCUGCUGUCAGGAAGGAUGUGUUUUCUUCCCUUUUUGCCAUGAUUGUAAGUUUCCUGUGUCCUCCCCAGCCAUGCAGGACUGUGAGUCAAUUAAACCUCUUUCCUUUAGAAAUUUACCCAGUCUCAGGCAGUUCAUAGCAGUGUGAGAAUGGACUAAUACAGUGCUUGCUAGGGGAAUGAGUGUGGUGGGCAUGGAGGAGAGAACAGGAAGUGAUUUAAGUGAUUACUUACAAUACUGUUUUUCUAGGGUGAUAAACUUUUAAAACUAGAGAAAGGUGGUAGUUGCACAACAUUGUGAAUGUACUAAAUGCCAAUGAGUUGUACAUUUUUAAAUGAUUCGGCUGAGGAUGGUGACUCAUGCCUGUAAUCUUAACGCUUUGGGAGGCCAAGACGGAAGGAUCCCUUGAAACCAGGAGUUCAAGUCCAGCCCGGUCAACAUGGCAGACCCCAUUUCUACAAAAGAAAAAUUUUGAAAAUUAGCCAGGCAUGGUGACAUGCGCCUGUAGUUCCAGCUACUUGGGACGCUGAAGUGGAAGGAUUGCUUGAGCCCAGGAGUUCAUGGUUGCAGUCAGCUAUGAACAUGCCACUGCACUCCAACCUGGGCAACAGAGCAAGACCCUGUCUCAAAAAUAAUAAUAAUAAUAAUAAUAAUCAGAAAUUGGAACCGUCAUACAUUGUUGGUUGGAAUGCAAAAUGAUGCAACCAUUCUGGCAGUUCCUCCAAAAGCUAAACAGAAUUAUCCAGCAAUUCUAGUGGUAGGCAUAUUUAAAGGAAUUGAAAAAAGGGAUUCAAACAGAUCGUUGUGCUUCAGUGUUCAUUGCAGAAUUAUUCAUAAUUGCCAAAAGGUAGAAACAACCCAAAUGUCUAUCUACAGAUGAGCAGAUAAACAUCAUGUGAUAUAUACAUACAAUAGAAUAUGAUUCAGCCAUAAAGAGGAAUGAAGUUCUGAUACAUGCUACAACAUGGAUUAACCUUGAACACAUUAUGCUAAGUGAAAUAAGAUUUUAAAAGGACAAAUAUUGUAUGAUUCAAUUUAUAUGAAAUAUCUAGAAUAAGCAAAAUUGUAGACAGAAAAUAUAUUAGAGGUUACCAGGGGCAAGGGAGAGGCAGGAAUGGGGAGUUAUUGUUUAAUAGGUACAAAGUUGGGAUGAUUACGUUUUGGAAAUAGAUAGUGGUGAUGGUUGUACAAUAUUGUGAAUGCAAUUCCUGCCACUGAAUUGUACACUUAAAAGUGGUUAAAAUGGCGAAUUUUAUGUUACAUAUAUUUUACCACAACGUCAGAAGGCUAUUGUAAUAUACCAAAAACCAUUGAAUUGUA